Messenger RNA from Triticum dicoccoides, 851 nucleotides. RefSeq lists its product as uncharacterized. Lineage: Eukaryota; Viridiplantae; Streptophyta; Magnoliopsida; Poales; Poaceae. The coding region runs from base 7 to 603 and encodes 198 amino acids. The transcript has a single exon. The record is from RefSeq and is a predicted model, not a curated record.
CGGGCAAUGGAGCAGUGGAGGAGCACAGCGGCGGAGGCGUCGUCUCGCAGCUUCACCAACAUCAACGGGACGAAUGCAAUAGUCGACGCCAUCACUGGCGCCCGCCAGCAGUACCGCCUGGCCGCCGAGGACUGCCGCAUGUUCCGCCCGGGCGUGCAUCCCCUGCCCAACGCCGGCCAGGGCGCUUCAGCAGGCGGCGACAUCAUCGACCUCGCCCUCGGCCGGAUCAAGCGCUUCAGCAGGUUCCACGCCGUAAUGGGCAACGUCUUCUCCCUCUGCGCUGACCACAUCGGGCUCCAGGGCAACGCGCCAUUGUGGCGCGACAGGUGGCAGCUCCACCACGCCGACGCUGCCCGCCACGCGGAGACGGCGCUGCACUGCCUACACUCCGCCAAGUCGCACGGCCAUGCGGCGCUCGGCGUCUUCCACGUCAUGCUCAGGCCGCCAUCGCCGCGAGCGGUCGCCCACGCCUGGGCACCGGCGGCCGAGCAGCUCCUGCGCGGCGCGAUGGACGAUCUGGCCAUGGCGGAGGCCGCGGUGGAGCGGAUGCGCCCGGCCAUUGUCGCCCAGUUCUUCGACGCCUCGAUGCUUCUGCAUGGCUGAUAGCGCGCGCGCGCGGCGGCCAAGCAACCAGUCGUCCGAUCACCAUUCUCUCGUAUGUUUGUGUUCAUCGAUACCUACAUGCACGUACCGUCUGUACGUAGGAGUAUGUGGCUACUACUGCAACUUAUUUCUACAAUCUUCUUUAAACCCAAUCCCUUUUGUCAGUUACAUGUGCAUGAUCGAUAAAUCAUCAUUGACGUGCCGUGAGCUUCAGAACUUUUUGAUUCAUAGUCACAAAAGAUGGCAUG